Molecule: messenger RNA, 921 nt
Organism: Caenorhabditis auriculariae
Lineage: Eukaryota; Metazoa; Nematoda; Chromadorea; Rhabditida; Rhabditidae
Source: the annotation of a GenBank genome assembly
AUGCAAGAGGGUGACGGCAAGGCGAUAAACGCCAAGGUAAUGCCCGCGAUAAUCGAAAUGGAAUCGGAAUAUAAAGCGUGGAAGGACUUGAUAGCAGUGUUGGAGUCUCCUUCGUUCUUCGAUCAUGCACUCUCCAAUCAUUCGCCCUGUGAGUUUAUUUCUCUAAAAUGAAGCUUUGGAUAAAUUUCAUGAAGCAAAAAAUUAAAUUUUUCAAAAGCUUUGCGUUCAAAUUUGGCGAAUUCUGAAUUGUUUGCGAAAAAUCCCAUCAAAAUAUUAUAUUUGCAAAGCACGUCAGGUAGAUAAGCUGUAUAAAAAUGAUAUUUUCGUUUUUUGAAGUGAAAAUUGAAAAUUCAACGAUUCCUCAGGCCUGCCCCGGCUCCUACGCUCUCGGCCACCGACUCGCCGUCGGACAACAGAUUUCCUUCCAUGGCGUCGUCAAGCACAGCAAAAAGUAAGAGAGAAACAUAAACUAAAGGAAAAAUCAAUCAAUUUGUGGGGACUUUUCCAUCAAUUUCAUCGCUGGAGCGGAAAACAUCCUGCACAUCAACUUUCGAUGGGAGAAGGACAAGAUCAUCGUUCUGAACUCCAGAAUUGCCAAUGCUUGGGGAAGCGAAGUAAUUUCUACUUUAUAAAGUAUGAAAGUUGUUAUAUAUUAACAAGAAAAGUUGCAGAUCCGUCACGAAAACGUUCUGCACCACGACCAACACUUUGACCUUCAAGUUCGAAUUCACGGUGGUUAUUAUCAUGUGAGUCAAGCUGAUGAUCUUGAAUUUAUGUGCAAAACUUUUGAAGAUCACGGUGAACGGAGUUCUUCUUGCCGAUUACCCUCAUCGUGCCGAUCCUCAGUUGGCGCAAGCGAUUCAGCUCGAAGGCAAUGUUCAGAUGGAGAGCAUCACGUUUGAGGGAUUCCAAGCUUAUUGA